AUCUACUGAAGUUCAACAAUGAAAAACCAGACCACAUUUACUGAGUUUAUCCUCCUGGGACUCACAAAUAAACCUGAACUCCAGGUGGUAAUAUUUAUCUUUCUGUUCUUCACUUACAUGCUAAGUGUCCUAGGGAAUCUGACUAUCAUUAUCCUCACCUUACUAGACCCCAAUCUUCAGACCCCCAUGUAUUUCUUUCUCCGGAAUUUCUCCUUUUUAGAAAUUUCUUUCACCUCUAUAUUUAUUCCUAGGUUUCUGACGAGCAUGACAACAGGAAAUAAGGUCAUCAGCUUUGCUGGCUGCUUGACUCAAUAUUUUUUUGCUAUAUUUCUUGGGGCAACAGAGUUUUACCUCCUAGCUUCUAUGUCCUAUGACCGCUAUGUGGCCAUCUGCAAACCCCUGCAUUACAUGACCAUCAUGAGCAGCAGAGUUUGUAUACAGCUAGUCUUCUGCUCGUGGCUGGGAGGAUUUCUAGCUAUCUUACCACCAAUCAUUCUGAUGAGCCAGGUGGAUUUCUGUGUCUCCAAUGUACUGAAUCACUAUUACUGUGACUAUGGACCUCUCAUGGAGCUCGCUUGUUCAGAUACAAGUUUCUUAGAAUUGAUGGUCAUCCUCUUGGCAGUUGUGACUCUCGUAGUUACUCUUGUGCUAGUAACACUUUCCUAUACAUAUAUUAUCAGGACCAUUCUGAGAUUUCCUUCUGCCCAACAAAGGACAAAGGCUUUUUCCACUUGUUCCUCCCACAUGAUUGUCAUCUCCCUCUCCUACGGAAGUUGCAUGUUUAUGUACAUUAAUCCCUCUGCAAAAGAAGUAGGUGCUUUCAACAAAGGAAUAGCUGUUCUCAUUACUUCAGUUACUCCUUUGUUAAACCCCUUCAUCUACACUUUAAGAAAUCAGCAAGUGAAGCAGGCCUUCAAGGAUACUGUUAAAAAGAUAGCAAAGUUUUAACUUAAAAGUUGAAUGUAUUUUAAUGAAAUAUGCAUAUCUUUCACUUAAUAAACAUGUAUUGUGUUUCUACCAUAUUUCAAAUGCUAAAUU
Molecule: messenger RNA, 1038 nt
Organism: Elephantulus edwardii (Cape elephant shrew)
Lineage: Eukaryota; Metazoa; Chordata; Mammalia; Macroscelidea; Macroscelididae
Product: olfactory receptor 6C4-like
Exons: 1
Coding region: 19-948 (309 amino acids)
Biological process (GO): G protein-coupled receptor signaling pathway
Cellular component (GO): membrane
Molecular function (GO): olfactory receptor activity; G protein-coupled receptor activity
Source: RefSeq, a predicted model, not a curated record